Halteromyces radiatus is the source of this 985-nucleotide messenger RNA. Its product is annotated as ubiquinone biosynthesis protein COQ7-domain-containing protein. Gene Ontology annotation, molecular function: 3-demethoxyubiquinol 3-hydroxylase activity. Gene Ontology annotation, biological process: ubiquinone biosynthetic process. Gene Ontology annotation, cellular component: mitochondrial inner membrane. The record is from RefSeq and is a predicted model, not a curated record. The transcript has 3 exons. NCBI's taxonomy places the organism in Eukaryota, Fungi, Mucoromycota, Mucoromycetes, Mucorales, Cunninghamellaceae. Bases 47 to 790 code for a protein of 247 amino acids.
AAAGAUGGCAUAUGAGUUUCAUUUCUUUAAAAGGAAAAGAUAAAAAAUGAUUCUCAGCUGGAUUAAAGAAAAACCUUCCGCGCUCUUUCUCUCUUUUUUUUCUUUUUUGUUUUCUUUCCUUCUCCCCUUUUAUAUAUAUAUAUAUAUAACUUUUAUUACCAUGAUCCGAUCUCGAUGUUUUAGGACCUAUAUCAAUCGACAUACCAUUAACAUGUCAAGACAAUACAGCACAAGUUCAAAACGUACUUUGACGGCGGAAGAAAAGAAACAAUUGGAACCCAUGAUUCGUGUGGAUCAAUCUGGAGAAGUGGGAGCUUACUAUAUUUACAAGGGACAAAUGGCAGUCCUGGGACAUGAUAAGAAGCUCAAACCAUUGUUACAAGAAAUGUGGGAUCAAGAACAAAAACAUUUGGAACUCUUCAAUGGGUUAGUGGGUGAACAUCGUGUGCGGCCUAGUCUACUCCGUCCUGUAUGGGAAAUAGCUGGUUUUGCUGUGGGUGCUGGUACUGCUCUGUUGGGAAAAGAAGCUGCUAUGGCUUGUACUGAAGCUGUCGAAACCGUAAUUGGAAAUCAUUACAAUGAUCAACUACGAGAACUCCAUGCUAUCAAAAAUCACAAUAAGGAAUUGACUUAUCUUUCAGAGACUAUUGCUACUUGUAGGGAUGAAGAAUUGGAACAUCAUGAUAUUGCUGUAGCUCACGAUGCUCAACGUGCUCCUUUUCAUUCGGCUCUUUCGGCAGUGAUUAAACAAGGAUGUAAAACUGCUAUUUGGAUUGCUGAACGUGUAUGAUCUCUCUUCUUUUGGACAUGUUAUUAUAUCUCUUCACCAUCAUCUUUUUCUUAGUUAGAACUUCACUUUUUUAUUCCUUACAUUGCAUUUGUAGUCAUCUUCAUCAACCUCUCUCUCUCUCUCUCUAUCUUUCUACUUUCCUAUUUUAAAUGAAUAGUAACAAUAAAAAAAAACAUCUAUAUAUAUAUAUUUAAA